CUCUAUCCUUGUCCAACUUUCAGUAAAGAACAAAGAUAGAACGACACUUUCAGCGCGUAAGCGUGUUCCCUGAAUGUAGCAACACAGAACACAGCCAGUAGCCAGUAUCGUUCGUGUCAUCGUGACGUAUAGAUGUUGUGAUUGUUGUCCUGUGCAAAGUGAAAGUAAUUAUUAUCGAUAAUAAUCUUAUAUUAUUGUCAUUAGUGAAUAAAUACAAGUAUCCAGACAAUGUUUCGCAUCACCAAGACAUUCUCGUCAGCUUCCAGGAACCUUAAUAAGGCUCUCGAAGCGCCCUUAGGACCCAGGAUCACACUAAGAUGUUUGGCUACGCAAGCUGCAGUAAAACCGCUCAAAGAAGAAAAAUCGCAGGAAAGUGCUUUUGCAAAAGAAUCUCAAUCCUUCACCAUGAAUCUCUUCCGUGGUCAAUUGCAAUUGAGUCAAGUGUUUCCAUUUCCGGAACCCAUGAACGAGGAGCAAACUGAUACGAUAAAAAUGCUCGUUGAUCCUGUAGAGAAGUUCUAUGAGGAAAUCAACGAUCCGGUUAAAAACGAUCAAAACGCAUGUGUAGAUGAGAAAACGGCAGCUGCUCUCUGGGAACUGGGAGGGUUUGCUCUGCAAGUGCCUCAGGAAUUUGGAGGAUUAGGAUUGACAAAUACUCAGUAUAGUCGAGUCGUCGAAAUAUGCGGCUAUCAUGAUUUGGGUAUCGGUAUCAUGCUUGGUGCGCACCAAAGCAUAGGUUUCAAGGGCAUACUUUUGUAUGGCACUCCGGAACAAAAGGCCAAAUAUCUACCCCGGGUUUGCAACGGCGAGUACGCCGCUUUUUGCUUGACGGAACCGAGUUCUGGUUCCGAUGCUAGUUCAAUACGUUCACGCGCGAUCAAGUCCGCGGACGGAUCGCACUACGUUCUCAACGGUAGCAAGAUCUGGAUAUCGAACGGCGGUAUUGCCAACAUCAUGACCGUCUUUGCGCAAGUGCCUUUCAAGGAUCCGAAAACGGGCGAAACGAAAGAGAAGAUGACAGCUUUCAUCGUCGAGAGGGGAUUCGGUGGUGUUACCAGCGGAUCGCCUGAAAAAAAAAUGGGCAUCAAAUGUAGCAAUACGGCAGAGAUUUUUUUCGAAGACGUCAAAAUUCCGGCGGAGAAUGUUCUCGGCAAGGAAGGUGAAGGUUUUAAGGUUGCAAUGACUAUCCUGAACAAUGGUAGAUUUGGUAUGUCCGCGUGUCUUUCCGGCACUAUGCGUUACUGCAUCAACAAGGCUGUGAGCCACGCAACGCAACGCGUACAAUUUGGUCGUACAUUGAACAAUUAUGGCACCAUACAAGAAAAGUUGGCGCGUAUGACUAUACUACAUUAUAUUACCGAGUCUCUCGCAUACGCAAUUUCUGGUAACAUGGACUUUGGAAGCCAAGACUAUCACUUAGAAGCAGCUAUUUCGAAGUGUUUCGCAUCCGAAUCCGCGUGGUGGACUUGCGAUGAAGCUAUUCAGAUCUUAGGCGGUAUGGGUUUCAUGUUAGAAGCCGGUUUGGAGCGUGUACUGCGCGAUCUGCGCAUAUUCAGAAUCUUCGAAGGGACAAACGACAUUUUGCGUCUGUUCGUGUCACUCACCGGCAUCCAGUACGCUGGUAGUCACUUGAAAGAACUGCAAAAAGCCUUUAAGAAUCCCACGGCGAAUCUAGGGCUGAUCUUCGAGGAAGCUACUAAGCGAGCGACCAGAGCAAUCGGUUUAAGAUCGCCGCCUACUUUUGGGGAUUUAGUUCAUCCGAGAUUGACGGAAAGCGCUGCGCUUUGCUCAAAGAGUGUGGAAACUUUUGGUCGAGUGAUAGAAAACAUUCUUAUUAAAUAUGGACGAGGGAUUGUAGAAGAACAGUUUAUCCUCAACAGGAUUACGCAAGCUGCUUUUGAUACAUAUACAAUGGCAAUUGUGUUGAGCAGGGCGACCAUGUCGCUAAAUAAGAAUCUUCCUAGUGCAGAACAUGAGUUGUUAAUGGCGGAAACUUGGUGCAUGGAGGCAUCCAGCCGCAUUGCAUACAAUUUGCAGCAGGUCAAUUCUGACAAGAACUUGAACAUCUUUAAUAAAUUGAGUAAAAUUUCGAGGAACGUAUGCGACGUCGGUGGGUGCGUACAAUUGAAUCCUCUGGGCUUUUAAGGAUAUUGUAAAUUUAUUUCUUUUUCUUGUAAGAAACGACUUAUCUAAUUUUAUAAUUUAUGCUGGAUAUGAAGAACAAUAGGAAUUGCUCUUUGCAUGAUGAGAAAAGAUAUCAAUUUCAUAAUUCUUUCUCAUAAUUCUUAAUGCAAUUAUACACUGUCGAACAAUAAAGUUUCGAGACUCGCUUCGCAUUUCCGAACGUUUGAUCCGUUUGUGCUGCCAUUUUAGGGGGUUAUUCACAACUCGAUACUCAACACGUGGUGCAAGUUUUAAAUUAUUUAGUUCAAUAGUUAAUGAGAUACAGUCACGCAAAGUUGUAUUACAAAAUUUUGUUUAAAAAUCGGUGUAAUGGAAGGAACACUUGACAACGCGCCAACAUUAAAUUCUGUGUUAAAUUAAUGAAGUCUCCAACAGAAACGUUACAAAUGAUUCAACAAACCUAGUCUUCUGAAGCAAGCUCUUUCAAAAUUUGAUUCACGUUUUUUUUAUGUCAUCUGUAUCUUCGAAACAUUAUUCUUAUGCAUAGCUGACUCUCCGUAGGCUUGUUGAAUCAUUUGUAACGUUUCUGUUGGCGACUUCUCUAAUUUAACGAAAAAUUUAAUGUUGGUGCGUUGUCAAGCGUUCCUUCCAUUAUACCGAUUUUUAAACAAAAUUUUGUAACAACUUCGUAUGACUGUAUCUCAUUAAUUAUUAAACCAAAUAAUUUAAAACUUGCAUCAUGUGUUGAAUAUUGAAUUGUGAAUAACUUCCAAAAAUAGUAGCACAAACGGAUCAAACGUUUGGAAAUGCGAAGCGAGUCUCGAAACUUAAUUGUUCGACGGUGUAUGUAUAUAAGUUGACGUGAAUUUAGUCGAUUAAAUAAAUUAAUCUAUAAAUCUCAAAAAAUUGUAUUUAAUUAAUAUGCAUUAUAAAUUUCAAAUGGCACAUGUACGCGAAAUAAAAAAUUCGAAUUUUUGGGAUUAAAAUAUAAGUGAAAGUAAAAAAGAUGUAAAAAAUAUAAAAAAACGUGACCAAUUAUCUUCCAUAUAAAUUGUUUGUACGCAUAUAAUUUCGAGCAAUGAACAAAGCAAUUAGUAAAUUAGUAAUAUGUAAGGUAUAAAGCAUAAGGUGUAUCAUGUAAAUAUAAAAUUAUGUAUUUUUAAUAUUCUCUUUAUACCUUUACACGAAACGACGAUUCCAAAUAAAUACUCAUACAAAUAU
Messenger RNA from Formica exsecta, 3345 nucleotides. RefSeq names its product very long-chain specific acyl-CoA dehydrogenase, mitochondrial (gene Acadvl). NCBI's taxonomy places the organism in Eukaryota, Metazoa, Arthropoda, Insecta, Hymenoptera, Formicidae. The coding region runs from base 229 to 2145 and encodes 638 amino acids. Gene Ontology annotation, molecular function: very-long-chain fatty acyl-CoA dehydrogenase activity; fatty-acyl-CoA binding; flavin adenine dinucleotide binding. The transcript is spliced from 8 exons. The record is from RefSeq and is a predicted model, not a curated record.